CUCCUGCUGCCCCCCCAGAUCCGUGGCAAAGGCCUCGACUGGCCCCUGAUCGUGAAGGACUUCAACCUGCUGCGCUGGCUGGGGGCAAACUCUUUCCGCACCAGCCACUACCCCUACGCCGAGGAGAUCAUGGACCUGUGCGACGCCUACGGCAUCGUCGUGAUCGACGAGUGCCCGGGAGUGGGGAUUAAAAUGCCCGAGAGCUUUGGGAACAAGUCCUUGCAGCAUCACCUUGUUGUGAUGGAGGAGCUGAUCCGCAGGGAUAAGAACAGGCCAUCAGUCGUGAUGUGGUCGGUAGCCAACGAGCCGGCAUCAGAGCUGGCCCCAGCAGCUUACUACUUUAAGACAGUCAUAUCUCACACUAAAGCUCUCGAUCCCUCCAGACCAGUAACCUUUGUGACAGAUGCUAAUUAUGCACUUGAUCAUGGUGCUCCUUACGUGGAUGUAAUUUGUGUAAAUAGCUACUUCUCCUGGUACCAUGACCCAGGCCAUCUGGAAGUUAUUCCACUACAACUCACAUCACAGUUUGAGAACUGGUACAAAACCUACCAAAAACCCAUCAUCCAGAGUGAAUACGGAGCGGACUCAGUUCCUGGACUUCACAGUGAUCCACCUCUUAUGUUCAGCGAGGAAUAUCAGAAAGCCAUGCUAAGAGAGUACCAUUCUGUUUUUGACAAAAAGAGGAAAGAGUAUGUGAUCGGGGAGCUCAUAUGGAAUUUUGCUGAUUUCAUGACUAAUCAAGGGACAACACGAGUUUUGGGGAACAAGAAAGGAAUAUUUACUCGUCAGCGACAGCCCAAAUCAGCUGCAUUUGUUCUUAGAGAAAGAUACUGGAAGAUUGCAAAUGAAUCAAGCUGUCUUCCUCCUAUAAUAAAGUCACAUACCCUCUUUCUAAAAUGAAAUCAAAAGGUAUAGUGGCUGGGUACUACGCUGAACUUGUUCAUUAAAAUUUCUGUUUAAAUA
Apaloderma vittatum (bar-tailed trogon) is the source of this 963-nucleotide messenger RNA. Its product is annotated as beta-glucuronidase-like. Gene Ontology annotation, biological process: glucuronoside catabolic process; carbohydrate metabolic process. The annotation marks the transcript as partial. Gene Ontology annotation, molecular function: beta-glucuronidase activity; carbohydrate binding. The transcript is spliced from 6 exons. The record is from RefSeq and is a predicted model, not a curated record. NCBI's taxonomy places the organism in Eukaryota, Metazoa, Chordata, Aves, Trogoniformes, Trogonidae.